Varanus komodoensis (Komodo dragon) is the source of this 3130-nucleotide messenger RNA. It is a transcript of the gene TNS4, whose product is annotated as tensin 4. The transcript has 13 exons. Lineage: Eukaryota; Metazoa; Chordata; Lepidosauria; Squamata; Varanidae. Gene Ontology annotation, molecular function: protein binding. The record is from RefSeq and is a predicted model, not a curated record. The coding region runs from base 481 to 2619 and encodes 712 amino acids.
AGGUUAUUCUUCCCCUUUCCUUUACCAGACAUCCAGAUAAGAACCUGCCCCUUCUGUUUCUUGUGCUUCUUCUACUUCUUCUGCUUUUUGAUUUCCUCUGCAUGCUUUUGUGUUCCUGAUAACUCCGAGGCACGAGUUGUGGAGCAGUGAGUCCGCCUGGCUGGGUGCCAGCAUCCACAAGCAGCUCCUUCAGCCUUUCUACCACCCCUGGACAUGAGCCCAGAGACACACCUAACAAAAUCCAGGUGUGGUUGCCAUGAGCUAACCUGGCAUAGGCGGGACAAGGCUGCCAUUAAAACAACAGCCGCCUAGAGGCACGGAGAUCGGCUCACACUUUCCCUUUGCCACACUUUGGAGACUGAACGCAUUAGAGGACACAGCAGAAAUUUAGGUGCCAGUUCCAUGGCUCUUGUCCUUGGAUGAGGAAGGCCUCAGAAGACCAAGAAGAUAAAUUGUCCCGGAAGACUUAAUAGCUGAAGGAUGUCAAAAGUCAUCCCAAACCACAUUGUACGUGUUGGACAGACAAUAUGUGUCUCCUCCCAAGAAGAACAUGCUUGUUUGCAACACCCUGCUGGAUGCUUGUCCAGUCACACGUUGCCAGCGCAGUAUUUGUAUUACUCAGUGCAAGGCUGGGACAGACAGAGCGCAAUGGCCCAAGCCAAAGGAUGUUCACUGCCCAGCUCAGAACUCUAUGCCCCUUGUAAACCUGUGACAGAGGUCAUGCCUGUGGCACCCCCAGACCUGCAAGAGGCACCGACAGAGGCAAGGCAGGGCACCUGCUCAGUGUCUCCUACUUUGGAUGUAUCCAUUGAGGACUUGAACCGCCUGAUCUUGGAAAUAGACCCAACUUUCCAGCCUCUCCAGCUGAAACCAGCUCACACACAGAGUCCUGUCCAAACUAUUCCACCCAGCGACCCAGCAGUGCCACAAAAGAAGGAAGCAGACUCACCAGACAUCAAAUACAUCGAGAUGUCACCUGCCAGAGCAAAGGGGGCAGAAAGCUGGCAGAAUCCAGCAGGCUCAUCCAGCACGUCACUCUCUGUGUCUCCCCGUCUGCUUCCAUGUGGAGGAACCCCCAGAAAUACCUGUGACAUGGGUGGCCCCAUGGCCUUUGUGCAUGCCCACGAUCUUGGAGGACUUCCAGCCACAGGGAGGCAGCCGCCAAUGUGUACUCAGGUGUCUGAGAGUAUCUCCAUUCCACAGCGGGGCCAGAAAAACUCUGCUGCCCAUGGGUCAGAUUCACACCUGGCUUCCUCUCCAGGCUUUGAGAAUUUUCUGAAGCUGGCCCACCAUGGGAGGCUAGCCCAGAGGUGCAGUGAGGCUUCAAUGCUUUCGACAAGCCCUGGAUCAGACACCAGUUACGUUCUUGGAAGUAGCACCCAGUCACUGUCCAGCGGUGUACCUGACACUCCUCCGACCAGGUCAACAGGCAGUCUUUCCUCGGUUGGCUCUCUCAAUGGCUCCUAUGAUGGCAUCUGUAGCUCCAGUUCCUACCACCCCAGUGUCCUUUGCUCCCAGAAAGGGAAUUCUUCUCUACCUCAGCCACCUCAGAAGGGACAGACCCACAACGGCUCUCCACCCGUCGCAAACUCUUCACCCCAAAUCCCCAUUGUUCUCAUCAAUGGUCGUCUGGAAGACAGCGAGGCUUUCUCCAGACCUCCCCAGGUUCACCCAAGUUCUUUCAGGCACAAGAUCCCGCAGCCCAAUUCAGGCGUGUUUUCAGGAGCCGGUGGUUCCAACAAGACUUCUUCUGAGAGCUCACUCUCCUCCAUUUCAUCAGUGGACAGUUGGUCCAAAGAUACCCAGCCAACUAUGAAGUUUGUAAUGGACACCUCUAAAUACUGGUUCAAACCUACCAUCACGAGGGAUGAAGCUGUCCAACUGCUAACAGAUAAACUCCCCGGCACUUUCAUCAUGCGGGACAGUACAUCAUACCGUGGCUCUUUUGGCUUGGCCAUGAAAGUCUUCAGCAGCAAAACAGGGGAGGAUGGUGGUGACCACAUCAGACACUUCCUCAUUGAAUCUUCUGCCCGGGGAGUACAUCUCAAGGGGGCUGAUGAAGAGCCAUAUUUUGGAAGUCUCUCAGCGUUUGUGUACCAACACACCAUCAUGCCGUUAGCACUGCCCUGCAAGCUGGUCAUUCCCAGCCAAGAUUUCAUUGGAGGACAAGAAAGUCCCACCAUGAGUGCUGAAAUCACUCCUCCAGUUUCCCAGAAAUUUGCUGCCUGCAAUCUCUUGUUCCUGCACUCCAUGACCAUGGAGACCCUCACUGGCAAAGCAGCAAUCCAGAAAGCAGUGUCCUCGGCAUUCGAGCUGGAGGUCCUGCCCACGCCCACCAUCGUCCACUUCAAAGUGACGGAGCAAGGAAUAACCUUGACAGACAUCCAGAGAAAGGUUUUUUUCAGGCGACAUUAUCCCUUGGCUACCAUCAGCUUUUGUGAGAUGGACCCCGAAAAUCGAAAAUGGCAAAAGUUUUCCAGAACUUCAAGGAUCUUUGGAGUAGUUGCUAAAAGCCCAGCAGACUCAGAGAAUGUUUGCCACCUCUUUGCAGAAUACGAUGCGGUACAUCCAGCUUCUCAUGUUGUUGACUUUAUCAAGAAACUUUUACCUGCUGCUUAAAAGAAACCUAAUACUGGGUCAUUUAAUUUCCAGCAGCCCCUCACCUCCUAUUACCCAAGUAUACUGCCUCCUUACUCAGUGGAUCUAAUACAUAUAGUCUGAUUGAUUGAUUGACUGCACCUUUACCUCCAGAAGCUGACUGGGUUGCAUUUUGAAAAUUCUUGAGGUUCCAGACAAAUGCCGGCUGCUGUGUUGAAGGGCUGGGAUUGGUGCAUUGUCUCAUGUUCUCUUUUGUGUACAGAAAGGCCAGCCAUGUAAGUUUUCGGUUGUGUUUAUCAGCUACAUGGGCUUCUUCAUGGGAAGAUACUUUUGUUGCACGUGAAUCUGCACUGUUUGCUGUGCCAAUAUCACAUGUUUAGGCUAUGUUUGCCAACAGCAAAGUUAUUCAAUUGUUAUGCCAGAAGUAUUGCAAUCACAGCUGUACCCACAUUGUCACGAUUAAUUUGCUACUUCUGUCCAUUUACUGUAAUGACCUAUGAGUAAUACAAUAAACUCAAGUUUUGCAAACGAA